Molecule: messenger RNA, 2069 nt
Organism: Polyodon spathula (Mississippi paddlefish)
Lineage: Eukaryota; Metazoa; Chordata; Actinopteri; Acipenseriformes; Polyodontidae
Product: beta-1,4-galactosyltransferase 3-like
Exons: 7
Coding region: 818-1879 (353 amino acids)
Biological process (GO): carbohydrate metabolic process
Molecular function (GO): glycosyltransferase activity
Source: RefSeq, a predicted model, not a curated record
UCGCUAAGUAACACCAACUCAAGCCAAUGUGUUUGUUUUACGGAUCAGAGCUAACGCAAUGAGACAGAUACUGAGCAAAGCGGUUUUCCAUGCAUGCUGCCAUCCCUGUCAAGUCACCCACCUGACUCAUUAUUAUUUUUUUUGCAUCACUUCCUGCUGCACGAAAAGUGCUUAACGUUAACUUCAUCUGUAGUCUGAAAAGAAAAGGAAAAAAAAAAAAAAACCGGGGAGAAUCACAUGUACUGAAAAGGAAGCCACCGCUCACUUUUAAAAUGGACGUUUAAAAAAAAAAGAUGGUCGGGUGGUUCGCUAACAUUUUCAGUAAGGUGGAAUCCUGAAGACUUCAGAAUGAGGAUAGCUCCACCCCAUCCUAAGUAUUUCUCUUGGACCUGUAUAGUCCUCCGUAGGAAGGAAGCUUUCCCAGCUGUUAUCCUUGUUUCUUUUUUUUGAUGACCCGUGCUUUGUGGGAAACCCAUUUCUGGAAAAAUAGAGGUCGACUUCAAUAGGGCCUGAGGAGAGAUUUUUCUAGAGCUGUUUUAUCCAAGCUUUGCCUUUUGUAAAAUUUUCCAGAUUUUUCCUUAAAAGAAGCCGGGGGGGGGAUAAGGAGCAGGCUCCUGUUUCUAGAACAAUCAACGGCUUCACAUUUUAGAAUUUUUUUUUUAAUUCAACAUGCCUUUCCAACUUCCUGCCUUCCCCUCCCAAAACAAAAUGCUGCUGAAGAUGGUUAGAUGAGACUAAUUCAAUAUAUAUGUUUUAAGUAUUUUCUUUAUUAUAUCAUUCUUAUUUUUCAAUUUCAAAUUCUGUAAACUGCGUGACCAUGCUGUUGUCCAAGGGGAGGUACUUGAUGCUUUUCGUAUGCGUGCAGAUGGUAGUUAUGGCCUUGAUGUAUCGCGAGGGCUACCGAAAACGGGUAGCAUAUUUCCUGGGCGUAUUUCGGAAAGGCGGGACUCCUGCAGCCAUCGCCCAAGGGAACCUCACCCACCCUGGGGACGUCUAUGCCAACCUGAGCCUCAUCGUCAAACCCUCCUUGCGCGAGGAAGAUCUGCCAUUCUGUCCGGAGAAAUCGCCCCUGAUCAGCGGUCCAUUCAGGGUAACGUUCCCUCCUAUGCUGACCAUGGCCGAGGUGGAACAGAAAAACUUGUUUGUGAGUGCCGGGGGACAGUACAAGCCGCCGGACUGCGAGUCAACCCAUCGCACGGCCAUCAUCAUCCCUCACCGGAACAGAGAGCACCACCUGAAAUACCUUCUCUACUUCCUCCACCCCUUCCUGCAGCGGCAGCAGCUCAACUAUGGCAUCUACGUCAUCCACCAGGCUGGGAAUUACACGUUUAACCGGGCCAAGCUGCUCAACGUGGGCUUCAAGGAGGCGAUGAAGGACGAGGAUUGGAGCUGCAUGUUCUACCACGACGUGGACCUCAUACCGGAGGACGACCGGAACCUCUACACCUGCGACAAGUACCCCAAGCACGCCUCCAUCGCCAUGGACAAGUUCAGAUACAAGCUGCCUUACAAGACCUACUUCGGAGGAGUGUCUGCCUUGACCCCGGAGCAGUACAUGAAGAUUAAUGGCUUCCCAAACAACUACUGGGGCUGGGGAGGUGAGGACGAUGACAUUGCAAUCAGGGUGGCGCUCAGUGGCAUGCUUAUCUCACGACCCUCUAUACAGGUGGGGCGCUACAAGAUGAUCAAACACGAGCAUGAUAAAGGCAAUGAAGAGAACCCCAAAAGGUUUAACCUGUUGGCGAAGACGAGACGCACUUGGAAACAGGAUGGAAUGAACACGAUGGAAUACAUAGUGCUUUCUAAAGAGCUGAGACCUCUCUACACUAACAUCACCGUGGACAUUGGCACGGAAAAAGGGUUCCAUCCCAAAACGUGAACCGGCCUAUAGGGCGGUGCCAUACUCUAUUCAACCGCUUGAGGACACCUCUCCUCUCAUCACGUUUUGAUACAAAAAACAACUCCGAUUCCUUGAAACUUUACAGGCACUUUAAUUGAAACACAAUAACGACAGACCAGAGUCUUUUUUUCCAUGGUAGAAACGCCUUUUUUAUUUGUAUUUACAUUGG